CGGCGAGGUGGUGGCGCUGAGAAGCAGAGGGAGGCGACGGCGGUUGCGGGAGCCGGGUUCUGCCCAAGCUUGACGAUGUCUGGGGAGCUGGAGAUCAUGGAAUCGCAGCGGAUGUGGGAGCCGGACUCCAAGCGCAACACCAGCAUGGACCGGUUCAGGGCGGCGGUCACCGCGGCUUACGGCAUCCGCCUGGCAAACUACGGCGAGUUGUACCAAUGGUCCGUGCAACAUUAUCCGGAUUUCUGGGCCGAAUUUUGGAAGUUCAGCGGGAUUGUCUUUUCUCGGUUUUAUGAUGAGGUGAUUGAUCCUUCCAAGGGCAUCGCGGAGGUUCCCGAGUGGUUUAAAGGCAGCCGCUUAAACUACGCUGAAAACCUGCUGAAGCAUGAGGAGAAUGAUAAAAUUGCCCUCUAUGCUGCCCGAGAAGGCAAGGAAGAGAUUGAGAAAGUGACAUUUGAAGAGCUGAGGCACCAGGUGGCUUUCUACGCUGCAGCCAUGAGGAAGAUGGGGGUGCAGACAGGAGACCGGGUCGUUGGUUACUUGCCCAACGGUAUUCACACGGUGGAAGCGAUGCUUGCAGCCUCAAGCAUUGGGGCCAUUUGGAGUGCAACGUCGCCGGAUUUUGGCAUCAACGGCGUGCUGGAUAGAUUUUCCCAAAUUCAACCCAAGUUGAUCUUCUCCGUCGAAGCUGUCGUUUACAACGGGAAAAGGCACAAUCACUUGGAGAAGCUGCAGAGUGUCGUCAAGGGACUUCCGGAUCUGAAGAAAGUAGUCGUAAUCCCCUACGUGUCCUCAAGAGAAUCCAUAGAUAUUUCCAAAAUUCCAAACAGCGUCUUUCUAGAAGAUUUCCUUGCAGCGGGGAAGGGAGAGCAAGCCCCCCAGCUGGAGUUCGAACAACUUCCCUUCAGUCACCCACUUUUUAUCAUGUAUUCUUCAGGCACAACUGGAGCCCCAAAAUGUAUGGUCCACUCCGCAGGGGGCACUUUGAUUCAGCACCUGAAGGAGCAUCUCCUUCAUGGGAACAUGAGCAGCAGUGACAUCAUCAUAUACUACACCACGACUGGGUGGAUGAUGUGGAACUGGUUGGUGUCGGCUCUGGCGGUGGGGGCAUCGGUGGUCCUGUACGACGGCUCGCCCCUCGUCCCGUCUCCCAGCGUCUUGUGGGACUUGGUGGAUCGGUUAGGAAUUACCAUCCUUGGGACAGGUGCCAAGUGGUUGGCUGUGCUGGAAGAGAAAAAACUGAGCCCGUGUGAAACCCACAACCUUCAGACCCUCCACACCAUCCUGUCAACGGGGUCACCCCUCAAGCCUCAAAGUUACGAGUACGUCUACAAGCACAUCAAGAGCAGUGUUCUCCUUGGCUCCAUUUCAGGAGGCACCGAUAUAGUUUCCUGUUUUAUGGGUCAUAAUGUGACCAUUCCAGUUUACAAAGGCGAGAUACAGGCGCGGAAUCUUGGAAUGGCCGUGGAAGCGUGGAGUGAGCAAGGCAAGCCAGUUUGGGGAGAAAGCGGGGAGCUGGUUUGCACCAAGCCUAUACCCUGCCAGCCAACACACUUUUGGAAUGACGAGAAUGGAAAUAAAUACCGGAAGGCGUAUUUUUCCAGAUUUCCAGGUGUUUGGGCCCACGGAGACUACUGCAAAAUCAAUCCCCAGACGGGAGGCAUCGUCAUGCUGGGCCGCAGUGACGGCACGCUGAAUCCAAGCGGAGUGAGGUUUGGCAGUUCAGAGAUCUAUAACAUUGUGGAAGCCUUCGAGGAGGUUUCAGACAGCCUCUGCGUUCCACAGUACAACAAACACGGUGAGGAGAGGGUGGUCCUUUUCUUGAAGAUGACCACCAACCACAAAUUCAGUCCAGAUUUGGUGAAGCGAAUCAGGGAAGCAAUUCGGGUGGCCCUUUCAGCUCGACACGUGCCCAGUCUUAUUCUGGAAACAGAAGGCAUCCCGUACACCAUAAAUGGAAAGAAGGUUGAAGUAGCCGUCAAACAGAUCAUAGCUGGAAAAGAAGUGGCACAACGGGGCAUCUUUUCUAACCCAGAGACACUGGAUCUCUACCGUAAUAUUCCGGAGCUCCAGAAUUUUUGAAGGAACUUGCCUUUCCCCGUCCCUUGGUGUGAGUGUGUGUGUGUGUGUCAGUUUAUAUCUGGUGUACAUAAUACGUAUAUGGAUGCUACAUGUAAAAGAAAUUUACCAGAGUGACCCUCUGUCCAGAUGGGGAAAGAAGACAUCCUGUGUCUCCUGAGCACUUUGUGAAAAAGAAGGGCUAAGCCAGCCAUAGGGAUUUUGGAAUAUUGAUCUUUCUUUUCUUCCCGCCCGGAAAAGUGUGAACCUGCACCCUUCCUCUGGGCAGAAACUUUCAUAAUUCAGGUGGUAAAGAACUGGUUCCUGGUUUAAACGUUACCGUUUCAAAACAAGGGAGGAGGCUCAGGGCCCCGCGAUGCCUGGUGGUACCUUGCCCGGAUGAGAUUGUGGGUUUGAAACGGUUGUGCUGAAGAUUCUGGGCAACCUUGGCAGAUGUUUUUCUGCCACCUCUGGAAGAGCCAGUGGAUUGUUGCAGAAAGCAUUAAGAGCAACUGCUCGGUCGGUGCCGAGUGUUGGCAGGAAGCAACGGAUUUAGCUGUCAUCUCGGAAAACGAGGCAUCUGAACCCUUAGCACGACAUGGCCAGCUGUUCCCCUCGAGAAAAGUUUGCUAGCGCAAGGGAAUAUUUCCCAGGAUGCUUUGUUUUCUUUUUUUCUUUCAAAAGGGGGAGAGAGAGAGAGAGAUGCACUUUUAAGUUUAUUUAACUUUAAAAAAAAAAGAGAGAGAGAGAGAGAAAUCUUCCCUUUUUCGAACCAGCAGCAUUUUCAGGUCGCUGUUCUAAAUAGUACUUGAGUUUUGCAGCGAGAUGCAAAGAUGUUUGGUUGUUGCGGGGUGAUGCUGGGCUGGCGUCCCCUUCACGGGACCAUCUAGUUGAUGGUCCUACCAAUUCCGUGGGACUGGCGCGUGGAAUUUUUUUUUUAAUCCGAUCAUCCAGCGGUGCCAUGUAUGCAGCUUGGUUUUGCUGGUGGGGGAAAGAGAAAAAGCCCAGUCUGUUUUUCCCCCCCCCCCAAGGGUGAAAUUAAAAGCAAAAAUACCUAGAGCAGUGUUUCUCAACCUUGGCAGUUUUAAGGUGUGUGGACUUCAACCCCCAGAAUUCUCCAGCCAGCAUGCCUUAAGAUGGGUGGACUUCAACUCCCAGAAUUCCCCAGCCAGCAUGCUGGCUGGAGAAUUCUGGGAGUUGAAGUCCACCCAUCUUCAAGUUGCCGAGGUUGGGAAACACUGCUCUAGCGUUUUUAAAGCUUGAGCAAGCCCGUUCCAGCUUGAGGUGCGUGUUCCUCCCCGCCAAGCAGGGCUUGGACGUUCUCAGUGCAACUGAGUCUUCUACGGCUGUGAUCAGCACCUCGUUUUUGGAGUCAUACUUUUCACUGGGUAGGAACUUCGAGCCCAGCACCUUUGAUUCUAAUUGGAGGGCACUUAAACAGCCAAGGAUUCUUUAAACAAUUUGCUCCAUGUUGCCAGGAGUACCAAGGGCAUGGAGAACGCAAGACAUUGCGUGCUUGCCACGUCCCAUACACCCAUGCAACCAUUUGCAUGCAAAUGCCUGAGAGAAUCUCAGCAGAAUUUUUGCCCUUUUAGAUUGGGGGUAAAGAAAGACACUUAGGAUGUUUCAGGUGCAGUUAGAUUGCAGAACCCAUCACCCGGCUGAUAGGAGUUGGAGUCCAGCAGCUCCUGGAUGGGGGUAGCCUAUCCUUUCUCGCCCGAGUGUGAGAAAGGAAAUGUGCAAGCCCUUUGCUUAAAUGUGGGUGUAAACAGCAGAAAGGAACAAUUGGGUGGAGGGAGAAUGCUGUGAAGUUGGAUCUGUCGUAUCUGAAUCGGAUAGGAAGCCCCAUGUGGUCUGGGGCUUCUGUCUAAUAUGUAUAACUUGUAAUUCCUAUUUUAUUAUUAUUUUUAAUGUUUUUUUUAGGGCAUAAAAGAACUAAAAUGUGGUUGGGGUGCCUUAUGGCUUUCUUGGUUUCUAAAAUUUUUUUCUCCCCUUAAUAAAUGGUUACAAGCGUGUGGAAACACGGCAGUGAAUUGUAUACUUCGGAUAAAGGAAGAUCCAGGUAUAAGAACUCAGGAGGGGGAAAUAAUAAAAAAAAACACCCUAAUGUUUCAGCUGCUUUGAAUGAAUGGUGGGUAAAUUGUGUUUCUGGAGUUUUUCCUUUUUUUAAAACAAAAA
Candoia aspera is the source of this 4233-nucleotide messenger RNA. It is a transcript of the gene AACS, whose product is annotated as acetoacetyl-CoA synthetase. Gene Ontology annotation, molecular function: acetoacetate-CoA ligase activity. Gene Ontology annotation, biological process: lipid metabolic process; positive regulation of insulin secretion. The transcript has 18 exons. The record is from RefSeq and is a predicted model, not a curated record. NCBI's taxonomy places the organism in Eukaryota, Metazoa, Chordata, Lepidosauria, Squamata, Candoiidae. Bases 76 to 2079 code for a protein of 667 amino acids.